Penicillium lagena is the source of this 189-nucleotide messenger RNA. RefSeq lists its product as uncharacterized. The record is from RefSeq and is a predicted model, not a curated record. The transcript has a single exon. NCBI's taxonomy places the organism in Eukaryota, Fungi, Ascomycota, Eurotiomycetes, Eurotiales, Aspergillaceae. The coding region runs from base 1 to 189 and encodes 62 amino acids.
AUGGAUGUCUCGGUGCACCUCGAACGAUACACCACCGAUGCCACCAUGUCAAAUGGUAUAGCGAAAGUCCGGAGAGCCCUCAAUGACCCGCUUUCCUUGAUCAGCCUGCCGGUUACAAUGCCGAAACCACACACUCAGCACCAGGACUAUCAGAAUGAUGAGGAUGUUACACCUAUGCUUCCCAAUUAG